CAGACUUUGUAUAGCAUUCAAUACACACCGUUUCGCCACAUCUCUGUUUCUUUUUUGUAUGUCUCUGCCUCCACUUUGGCUCUCACAGUAUAACAAAAUUCGCGUUUCAUCAAUUCGUGGUUUCUCGUUAUUCAUAUUUCUCUCGUGUGUUAAAUUAUUUUUAAAUAUUUUGUUGCUUUAUCCGCUUCACUUUAUUUUUCCUUCGUUUUUUAUUCGCUAAUGUUAGUGGUGUCAUGUCACAAAAAUACAUUUGAAACGUUGAGUCUACCUGAAACAGUGGAAUUGCUCCGCAAUCAAAAUCUUCUUCGUCUCGUAGUGCAUCCAUAGACGUAGACUGGGUCAAAUUCUAUACUAUUAUCAGAAAGAAAAAUGAACAUUGAUCGAAUGGAAAUAGUUAACGAUACUAAUGAAAUGGAUGAGGCCAAAGAGGCGCGACCCAUUCAAAUCGUCACAACGGAAGAUGAUCACACAUUUGUGUUGGAUGAAGAUACCCUGGCAGAGGUUCUGUUGCAAGAUCAUAUCAAAGACAGAUUUGUUGUCGUCGUUUCGGUAGCCGGAGCAUUUCGCAAGGGAAAGAGUUUUUUACUUGAUUUCUUCCUGCGAUAUUUGUACGCUCGGUACGAGAAAAAGGAUGUCACCGACUGGAUCGGAAAGGAAAAUGAACCGUUGCAUGGAUUUUCAUGGCGAGGCGGUUCCGAACGUGAUACGACCGGUAUAUUGAUGUGGUCCGAUAUCUUCACAUGGGACUAUAAAAAUGGUGAUAAAAUUGCAAUCAUCCUGUUGGACACACAGGGUACAUUCGAUAGCGAAAGCACUGUACGCGAUUGUGCAACGAUUUUCGCAUUGAGCACCAUGGUAUCGUCCGUUCAAUGCUAUAAUCUAUUCCAUAACAUCCAAGAGGAUGAUUUACAACAUUUGAAUUUGUUCACCGAAUACGGACGAUUGGCCCUGGAAGAAAAUGGUAAAACGCCGUUCCAACGAUUGCAAUUCAUUGUGCGAGAUUGGAGUUUUCCAUAUGAAGCGGAAUAUGGAUCGGUUGGUGGUCAACGUGUGCUGACACGACGCCUUGAGGUUUCAUCAAAACAAGCACCUGAACUGCAAACACUGCGAAAACAAAUCACAUCUUGCUUCUCAGAAAUUGCAUGCUAUUUGAUGCCACAUCCAGGACUCGUAGUUGCCAGCAAUCCAACGUUUGACGGUCGAUUGAGUGACAUUACACCGGAAUUUAAAACUAGUCUCAAAACACUGGUUCCAAUGUUGCUCGCCCCCGAAAAUCUUAUUGUCAAACAAAUUAACGGGCAAAGAGUCUGCGCCGGUGAUUUAAUUCAAUAUUUCAAAGCGUAUAUGGCAAUCUAUAAGGGAAACGAAUUGCCGCACCCGAAGAGUGUUCUUCUGGCCACCGCUGAAGCCAAUAAUCUUGCCGCCGUUGCAAAUGCAAAAUCCGUGUACACCCAGUUGAUGGAAGAUAUUUGCGGCGGUUCACAACCAUACCUAAGCGAAGGCCACCUCGAAGCUGAACACUUACGUAUAAGGGAUAAAGCAAUAUUUCAAUUUACUUCAAAGCGGAAAUUGGGUGGCGAAGAAUUUUGUCAACAAUAUUUGGAUCAAUUGGAAAAGGACUUGGAGGAGCAGUACAUCAGUUAUAAGGCACAAAAUGAAAGCAAAAAUAUAUUUAAGGCAGCACGAACCCCGGCCGUUUAUUUAACAAUCGCCAUCUUUUUUUACAUACUCAGCGGUGUAUUUGGCCUAUUUGGUAUUUACACAUUUGCCAACUUUAGUAAUUUGCUCAUGGGCAUUGCACUGCUUACACUUACACUAUGGGCUUAUAUUCGGUACAGCGGGAACUUGAGAGAUAUUGGUGGAUCAAUCGACGAUCUAGCCGAUAUGACAUGGGAAAGCUUCCUCAAGCCAAUUUACAAGGGAUGCAUGGAAAAGGGAAUUCAACAAGUGUCAAUACAAGUGGCUGAGAAUGCGUUGGGCCCAACGUCAUAUUCAUCGAAAAAGACGGCGCAACAAAAUGGCAAAGUGCGCAAACGAUCAUGAGAUUGCGCCAAUCCAAUUUCAGCUAUUCUCAAUAAAUGUAAAUACAGAGCACAAGCAUACAACCGAAAUAUAAACAAUAAUAACAGUUCAAACGUGUCAUUGUAAGGCCCAAUCAUUGAUUACGUUGAUUGCGCUGGUGUCUCUCUAAAGGAUGGAAUGAAAAUAAGAACAAGAAGAAGAAGAAAAAAACAACAAGAAACACAUUUUUGUUAAAGUCUGUGCCUAAAAACAAAUCAAUAAUUUUAAGUCCAAGUAAAUUCAGAAGCAAAAAAAAACACAAUAAGAAGAAAACACAAAUAAUAAUCAAGAGAGAGAAAAAGAAAUGGUAGAUCUGCGAGAAUAACAUUAUUUUCUUAAGUAAUAUAAAUUACAAAAGCAAAAAACAUGCUUCCGAUUUUAGAACAGAAUAAAAUGGAAAUUUCCGUGGAAAUUCGAUUUGUGCGACAGCAUCGAUGAAGAUUUUGUCAAUUUGUAAUCAUUUUGUGAAAUGAAACAUCAACGUCUACGUAAAUGUCUUCAAUUAUAUGUACUAAUUUUAGAUGAGUUUUUUUUUCUUGGUAGCUGCCCAUCAUUGCGGCGGCGUCAACCAAACGUUGCAGGGAAUCCAAUUCGCAAAUAUGUUUUCCACUAGAUGGUACAUACGUUCAACAACCAUUGAACAUUGAAACGAAAAGACGUGACCCAAUUGGAUUUCCUGCAAGUUUUUUUUUAAUAAGUCAGUGCUCCUUGGAUGUAAAUUUUAAAAACCGCUACCCCGUCGAAUGGAGAUUCAUUUGUGGCUGUCCAAAUUUUAACAAUAAAUUCAAUCUUUUCUCGACUAAGAACAAAACAUAGUAUGCGAAUUUCAGAAUCCAAAUAAUAUGGUGGUGCUUUUUUCGAAAUUGAACAAAAAAAAAGAAGAAAAAAAUAGUCUCAAUUUUAUUUUAAUCGAACAUAGUUACAUAUACAUCCAGUUCGAUUUAUUUUCUAUUAUACAAAUUAACAAUAUAUUGUUUUUGGUAUCACGAUUUUCGGUCCCAUCGAAGCUCAAAACCACUUUGAGCUCAAUGAAAUAAUCUAUAUGAAAUGUAUUUUACGAUGCAUUGAUGCACUGUAAGCCAAGCAUCAGUCAAGUCAUAAAAGGUUUCGAGAAAUUCGUAUUGAAUCAUUUAAUUGGGAGAAUAAAAAUAAAUGCAAUUGCAAAAGACAUAGCCUAGCGAAAUGAACAGUAAUUUGAAAUAAAGUUUUUUCUCCAUUAAAUUCAACACUUCCACUGACGGCUCGAUCUCCUCGAUUAGAAAGUUCUUGUAAUUAUACGUAAAGCCAUUUGUUUACAGUACGAUUGGAUGCAAUUUAUGACCAACAUUUUUGCAUGAACCAUAAUUGAAUGGGUCAUGUCCAUUGCUCAUGAAUGGGGUGUUACAUAAUCAAAUCGAAACAAUUAUAUCCAUUAGAAGUUAUGAUCAACCGCACUGUAAAUGAUGACUUUUAACUUGAAAUCAAUCAAAACAAACUUCUUAACUUUUCGGUGAAGGUAUAAGAAAAAGAGCACUUUGUUGUUUAAAACACUCUCUAAUAUGUCGUUAAAUUAAUAAUAACAAUUUAGUUGGCAUAUCAUUGUUAAAACGUAAAAAAAAGAAGAAAAAAAAACGAAAAUAAAUUAAACAUUUUUUCUAAAUAAGUGACCCGAAUUACGUUGUUCUUUUUUCCAUACGACUUUUCCCCUUCUAUUCUUAUCAAAUCGAGAAUUCAUUGACUGAAGUUGAUGUUCAUAAGCUGUGUGAAAUUCCAUUCAAGAAAUUACGCAUUGUGAAUGCAAUGUCGUCUCUCCAUUGGAAUAUUCUCUUGAGCCUUUUCUAGAAGAUCACGCGCAUUCUAUUCCACUUGAAAUUCUUUAUCGAUUUUGUUAUUCAAGCAAUAAACCUCAAUUAUACCAUGAGGUUGAUAAGAGGGUUCUAGUAUACAAAUUUUCAUCAUGAUAUUCGCGAAUGAAUGUGAAUUGCAUUGUAUUCAGUUGUUUUGUUGGUGCGUGUAUCGAAUUGAGACGGAGUUCAUGCCAUCCAAUUCAUUGGCUCAAUGGGAAUGAGUAAGCGCACGCGAUGGUGUGCAUCAUAACACUUAUCCAUUUGUGUGUGAAAAUUGGCAUGACGGAACGCGAAAAUAUUUGGGAGUUAACCAAACACACACUGCAUCACAUCAAUAGACCGUAUUUCUCCAUCCAAUCAUUUUCUGCUUGCGCAGUCCGGCACUAUAUAUUCUUAUGAUGUGGUACACAAGAGGUCAGACAAGUAUUGACUUUUAACCGAAUCACUACUCGAAACAAGUAAUCGCUCUCCGUUUCAACCUAUUCUCGAGAAUACCCAGUAUCUGUCGACAAAGAAAUACACUUUUUUCUGGAUCAACAUGCCUUGUGAUUGUUGCAAAGGUUGCAAAUGUGCCACAGAAAAGUGCGGUGCCGAGUGUAAAUGUGAAAACUGCUGCUGCAAAUCGGGCAACAAGGAAACUUGCUGCUGCUGCUCAAAACAACCAGCAAAAUAGAUGUGAAAAAAAACGUCAGCACCCACAGCGGCGUUCGUGCUAUUGCCACAAAUCUGCGCGAAAACAACCACAUAAAUGCGAUUUAUUAAAAUGUCAAUAGCGCAAUCAUUUUGCAAAUAAAGCUUUCUUCAUUGCUUAA
Messenger RNA from Sitodiplosis mosellana (orange wheat blossom midge), 4699 nucleotides. It is a transcript of the gene atl, whose product is annotated as atlastin. The record is from RefSeq and is a predicted model, not a curated record. The transcript has 9 exons. Gene Ontology annotation, biological process: endoplasmic reticulum organization; protein homooligomerization. NCBI's taxonomy places the organism in Eukaryota, Metazoa, Arthropoda, Insecta, Diptera, Cecidomyiidae. The coding region runs from base 370 to 2043 and encodes 557 amino acids. Gene Ontology annotation, molecular function: GTP binding; GTPase activity.